Molecule: messenger RNA, 1886 nt
Organism: Ornithodoros turicata
Lineage: Eukaryota; Metazoa; Arthropoda; Arachnida; Ixodida; Argasidae
Exons: 7
Coding region: 1146-1646 (166 amino acids)
Source: RefSeq, a predicted model, not a curated record
ACUCUGUUUCGUUGUUCCACUACUAUACCAAGUCAAAUAAGCACCACUUGUAUGCAUGGUUGAAAAAAUUGUUUCGUUGCAGACGUGUUUCAGCAACGGUGUGCAACAGCAGGAGAACAGUGUCUGUGUGUGUCACUGUGUGUGGAUCAUGAGUAGAAACGUAAAGAGUUGCCUAACCUUCAGUUAUUCAGGGGGAGGCUACUGAAAUAAUUUGUGUUUUGCUGUGAUCUCGCACUAAAAAUUGAUAAAUGUUGUGACUCUAUUUUCCCCCUUGGAGCUGGAGUAAACAGAAUUCCUCUGUUGUGGAAGGUUCACCCGAAGGUGUCCCAAUCUCCAAAGUGGAUAUCAUUCCAAUAUGGCCUGUUAUACUUUCCAUUGAAAUCUGUUGCAUUUGCACUAUAGGAAGGCCUCCUGUCUGCAAAAUUGCAAUCCUCUACAGUUUACAAUUCAUCAAAGAGGUCACAUUUCACAGUCUUUCCAGACAAAUGUACCUUUACUAGUCAAAGCGGCGUCGAAAUUUUCACCAGUAACAGUUUCCUGCUCGCACAGCUGAAGGCUGUAUAUAAAUGGAUCCCUUUUUGCACUCUCUUGGUAGGUGAUAUACGGGUGCACUUUGUUCCUGCAGAAAUUUUCAUCUCGUCGAGCUCUUUUCGACCAUCUGCUAUCACAUGAAGAUUUUGCAAGUGGUGUUCCUUGCACCAUAGAGGGACGUAAUGCUGCUUCUAAGAACUAUAGAACCAAUUCCUCCAGGUGUCAUCCUGACGAAAUGCCAACACAUUCAACACAAAAAGUAUUGUCUCAAAAGUUUUGCUCUCUGACUUCUUGCAGCCAGCAGUGUGGACAGUGAGGAAGCACAUAUUGCACGCUGAAAACAUCACCUCAUUACAGAUGCAUCGUGCACUGUGAGUUGACAGUCCCUUCUUGUGUGCUUCGACAGUCACGAUUCAUGGGACUCAACAUACAACAGGACACUAUCUUGUGGUCUCCAGAGACGAGUACAACCUGUGCUAUGGGAAACUGGGACACAUCUUUGUGGAAACUGGCCCGGAGGUGAUGCCAAUUUUUCUUUUUCGCAUAACGCCAUCAACCUUCCUACUAGACCUCAUGCUAUACCAUCUUGAAUCUCAGAAUAUCACUGCUCAACCAUGAUUAUGGAGGCGUUUCUGAAGAUCAGGAGUAGAGAUCACAACAUGAAAAAGUUGGUGUCAGUAACAUGUCUUGAGGAGCUAAUCAGAGUUGCUGUGGGUCAUCGAAUUUGUCAGGAAGGCGACAUACAGGUGUAUUUAGUGGAUGAGUUAUCACUUCGCUGUAUGGUUGCUGGUGCUGAGAAAUGCCUCGAUAACAUUUUCAUUGUUAAAAAUGGACUAUGGAAACAAGAUCAGUCAACAUGUGUGAGUGCACCUUCACCAAUCCCACAAAUGCCUCUGCUCACACGAAUUUAUUACCCUUGGGAGAGCCUCAGCAAGACAGUACUUGAUGCAUUGGAAGCAGACAAUGUUCUGCUUCCCUCUCAACGACAGGAAGUGGCACACAUGGCAGCGUCAUGGCCCUGCAUAUCCAUUGAAGGCACCUGGUUGGUAGCAUUGAGAACGAAGGGAGCCAGCAGGCAUAAAAAAAUCAAGAGGGCUACAUACAUAAAUGUGUGAGGCAGUGAGGGCAGCAGAUGAAUAUAGCAAGAAGUGGGAACAUCUCAUGUGAUACAUAGCGGUCAAAUGUUCCGCCACCAAAGUCAUGCACAAGUUAUUUGUAGUCUUUCCAGUAAUUUCCAAAAUAAAGGGUUAUUAUUGAAAAGCUAUCCUCUCUGGACACACAAAACAUGAGAAUUGAACAAUUAACAAUGAAACAAAAUAUCUGGACAUCUCGCAUUGAUCAUAAGGACUGUAAAG